Gongylonema pulchrum is the source of this 531-nucleotide messenger RNA. The record is from the annotation of a GenBank genome assembly. Lineage: Eukaryota; Metazoa; Nematoda; Chromadorea; Rhabditida; Gongylonematidae.
AUGGAAGCAAUGGACGAAAAACUGCGUGCCCUGCUUGAUACCGAUGAGAAAGAGAGCAGUUUGCCUGCUGAUUUCAAGGAGCUCGAAAAACAGGUUGGUGAUGAAAUUUUGGAUGUGUUGAACGAAAGUAAGGACGAUUCCACGAUAUUGCAUCGUGACACCCUUCUGGCCGAAAUAAAGCUGAAACUGCAACGGAUGACGAUUCGAUUCAUAGAUGAUUUCGAAAUUUGUAAAAGCGCAAAUACGCGAGUGCUAGCGGUGGAUUUAUGGUGGCUCGCAAGUUGUAUUCACUUAAGCCCACGACGCCAUAGCACUGCUGUAUCGCUCAGCGUCACCGAUAUGAGCUUGCAGAGGCUCCUUGUAGGCUCAAUGUUUUUAGAUGAAGCAGAUCAGCAGGGUGCGGAGUCGUUGAUUUUCGGGUUUGGAAGCGUCAAAGAGACGACGCAAGUUCUGUUCGCAAUUGGGAAAGCAGGGAAGAGCGAAGACGCACGUGAAGGAAAGAGUCGUGUGGAAAAAGCGCUUUUCCGGUAA